Molecule: messenger RNA, 2570 nt
Organism: Rana temporaria (common frog)
Lineage: Eukaryota; Metazoa; Chordata; Amphibia; Anura; Ranidae
Product: cyclic nucleotide-gated cation channel beta-1-like
Exons: 9
Coding region: 1-1437 (478 amino acids)
Biological process (GO): retina homeostasis; monoatomic cation transmembrane transport
Cellular component (GO): photoreceptor outer segment; plasma membrane; intracellular cyclic nucleotide activated cation channel complex
Molecular function (GO): cGMP binding; protein-containing complex binding; intracellularly cGMP-activated cation channel activity
Source: RefSeq, a predicted model, not a curated record
AUGUGCGAACUGAACGCGCACGAUUUCAAACCAGGAAUGCAGUCCGUCCUCGGGGGGCGAUUUGACAGAUAUCUACGCUGGUUCAUGUACACAGAUGUCUAUUCAAAUCGCCCCCCAAAGUCGCCAAAAGUUGUAGAGGAACUGCUUUUGGGAAUUAGUGCAGUUGCCGGUGAUGACUUGUCGGUGACACAUCUGGCCCUACCUCCGAGGUUCCAUUUCUUUGUGUUUUCAUUAAAUUGUCCUCAUGACUCCAGUGAUGUUUCCCUCUUCUCCUUCAGCUACAUCCGCUGCUAUUACUGGGCUGUGAAGACCCUCAUCACCAUCGGGGGGCUCCCCGACCCACAAACUCUCUUCGAGCUUUGGUUCCAGCUACUGAACUACUUCAUGGGAGUGUUCGCCUUCUCCGUGAUGAUUGGUCAGAUGAGGGACGUGGUAGGAGCUGCUACAGCUGGUCAGACAUAUUACCGCAGUUGUAUGGACAGCACCAUCAAAUACAUGAACUGCUACAAGAUCCCGCGCAAUGUACAGAACCGCGUCAAGAUGUGGUACGAGUACACCUGGCAGUCACAAGGCAUGCUGGAUGAAUCAGAACUGAUGGUGCAGCUUCCAGACAAGAUGCGGCUGGAUUUGGCUAUUGAUGUGAAUUACAACAUUGUCAGCAAGGUGGUGCUCUUCCAGGGUUGUGACCGGCAGCUGAUAUAUGACAUGCUGAAGAGGCUGCGCUCUGUAGUUUACCUGCCUGGGGAUUAUGUCUGUAAGAAGGGGGAGAUCGGGAGAGAAAUGUACAUCAUCAAAGCUGGACAGGUCCAGGUCCUCGGAGGGCCGGAGGGACAGACUGUGCUAGUCAGUCUUAAAGCAGGAUCUGUCUUUGGAGAAAUCAGUCUGCUGGCUGUGGGCGGAGGAAACCGACGUACUGCCAAUGUGGUGGCGCAUGGCUUCACCAACCUCUUUAUCUUGGAUAAGAAGGAUCUAAAUGAAAUCCUGACCCAUUACCCUGAGUCACAGAAGGUUCUGCGCAGGAAAGCAAAGAAAAUGCUGAAAAACACCGCCAAACCGAAAGGGGGUGAGGGUCCAGCACAGAAGGGAUUCCAGCACAUAAUUCCGCCCAGACCUGAGACUCCCAAACUGCUAAAGGCGGCUGUUGCUGCUUCCGAAAAAAUGGGCUUCAAGGGAUUUUCUAAACUGAAGCAUCGACUUAAAGUAAAGACAAGUGUGGAGCCCUCCAGAACGAGUCCCCUGCCCCCCGGGUCCCCGGUGCACCGAAGAUCUCCAGUGCCCUCUAUUAAACCAGAAGAUGAUGACCCAACGGAAAUCGUGGCAGAGUCUACAGACAGCACAGUCUUUAUCAGGGUUAGCCCCUCCCCACGAGGGGAUGAGCAGAUACUGUCGGUGGAAGUGACGGCCCCUGAGGAGGAGGAGGAGGAUGGGAAGAAAUGAUGAAAUAGGUAGAAGAUGAAUGAUGCAGUGCCUCAUGAGCCUCACCAUAAAUCUCCGAGGCUUCAACUUUCAUCUGAGCAAUAUUAUCGCAAUCUCAUCUGCAGAGGAUCAUCACAACUUCACGAGGGACCUGAAAACUAGAUUGCACUACAGACUCCACCCACAAUGUAAUGUAGAAUUUCUGGUAGAGGCGGAUGUCUAUAUUCAUGGAACAUUCCACUGUGUCUAUCAUAGCACUAGGACCAAUUUACAGAGUCCAUACUGUCCCACUAGAGCUCUCAUAUAUUGUUUUGUGUAGGAGAUUCCCCUGUGGGGGGCCACACCAACAUCAGGGCCGAUGUGCGGGACAAUAAAUAUAUAGAAAGGGGCAGAUUAUUGGACCAAACCACAGGCUUACCUUUCCUCAUCUGGAGAGAGUGCCAACCAAAAUAUUGCAGAUGCUCUGAGGAAGGAAAGAGGCAAGUCUUCACACUGCAGAUAGAGGGCGCUCUCUUCUCACAUCACAGAGAGGGGGCGCGCUCUACAGGACCCCGCACAUGGGCUGCGGUUUUGAAUCAUUGCAUUGAGAAUGGGCGCUCUCUCCACACACCACACAGGGGGUACUCCUUCCAAGUAUUGCAGAGAGAGGGGGUGCUCAUUCUACACACCACACAGAGGAGGAUCUUUCCAAAGACUGCAGAGGGGAGGCAGGCUUUCCAAAUAUUGGAGAGGGGGCACCUUCUCCACACACCACAAAGGGGGCGUUCUUUUCUAAAUAUUGCCGAGAGGGCACGCUCUCUUCAUACACCACACAGGGGGUGCUUUCUCUACAUGGGGUACAGAACCUUUACCACAUGCUGCAGAAAGGGGGCGCUCUAUUUCUACACAUCACAGAGAGGGAGCACCCUCUUCAUAGUGAACAGUUAGCCUAGAAAUUAAGCAGCAGAAAGUAAACUGGGUGGCAGGAUUCUCCCCCCCCCUUUCCACAGAAUCGCACCUGUGAGGGGUGUAGAAAGUAUGGAGUCUGGGGACCCCUUGGGUUCCUGAGAGGGGGUGGAGACUCCCUCAGUUCCUGUGAAUGCAUUGUAAAGGUGGAGCUCUGUGUUUGUUAGAUUUGGAGUUUCUAUUUUUGAAAUAAAUAUAACCUUCUCUGA